AGUAUUAGUGAUUGUUUAGACAGACGUCGGGGUAAGUAAAUAUUGCAGCUUUGGAUAUUUAAAGAAAUGGAAGCUUCACUGUUGAUAACCGAUGUCACCUUGCUCGUUAUUAUUUGAAUAUACAUUUUAUAAACUGCACUUACAUGAAGAACGAGGAAGUCGAUUGUUCGCCUUACUAGUGAUGAGGUUGCCGCUAUCAGUAUCACUGUUAAAAGUAAAACAACGGUUAAAGUAAACUGAAAUUGUGAAAAUAGGACACAGAAAAACAUCUUUCGACAGCAGAGAAUCUGAUGUAUGGUGAACCGUACGUUUCCCUUCCGUUUUCUGGUUUGAUUUUUGUCUUUUAUUAUUAUAUUUUUGAUUUAUGCAAUGUUUACCACGCGACUAAACCUGCCUGUAACUUCUCUUGUUAAUGUUAAGGAAACAGCUCCAUGUGGUGGCCGCAAGUAUUUGACAAAAGUAAUGGCGGUCUGUUAUCAUAGUUCAUCACCUGGGUUUUUUAUUUAGCACAUAAUCACUUGAUCGUAUAAUGUGGAGAAGCAAGGUUGUGAACAUAAUAUUUGGUGUUGUGAUUUGUUUAAUGUUUAAAACAAAAAAUGAGUGAAGCUUGACGUUACGGAUAAUGAAGUUAUUGUUCAAUGGUGAUCAAAUUAUAUGGGAUUUAAGCAGUUUUCUAGAAAAAUAAAAAUGAAAUAGCAAUAGCCAGUAAAACGUAUUAUUUUGCCACUUUCAGUCUUUUUUUUUUCAAGUCAGUAAUAACCAGGCUUUUGGACAGAAUGAACAGUAAGUUAAAAUAUGUUCAUUUUAACUAUCAUUUUUACUGUAAAGGAGACAAUUUAAAUGAGUGAAAUAUAACUUUCGUUUUAUCCAAUUCGGUGUGGAGAAAACUAUUAUCCACUACUAGUCGGAACUUACUUGUUUACUCGGCUUAAACGUACAAAAGACCGGGAACGUAGAAGAUGGCCUACAGACGGAAAACUGGGUGCCGUAAUGGACAAGCAAUCAGUACCGAAGAUGGGCCUCAUCUCAUCGUCUACAAAAAGAUGGAGGACAUAAUUGAGAAGAUGCAAGAUGAACAGACUGGAGUUCUUGUUAGAACUGUGAAAAGCUUCAUGACCAAGAUUCCAAGUGUUUUCACUGGUGCUGACAUGGUAACCUGGAUGAUGAGAAACUUGGGCAUAGAAGACCAAGUGGAAGCCCUCCAUCUGGGUCACUUAAUGGCAGCUCAUGGUUAUUUCUUCUCUAUUGAUGAUCAUGUUUUGACUCUCAAAGCUGAUGGAACCUACUACAGGUUUCAGACCCCUUAUUUUUGGCCCUCAAACUGCUGGGAACCUGAAAACACAGAUUAUGCUGUCUACUUGUGUAAGAGAACCAUGCAAAAUAAGACAAGACUGGAGCUGGCAGACUAUGAGGCUGAAAAUUUAGCACGUCUCCAAAAAAUGUUCUCUAGGAAGUGGGAAUUUAUUUUUAUGCAAGCUGAAGCACAAGCUAAGUAAG
This is a messenger RNA of Limulus polyphemus (Atlantic horseshoe crab), 1497 nucleotides long. RefSeq names its product regulator of G-protein signaling 7-like. The record is from RefSeq and is a predicted model, not a curated record. The transcript is spliced from 6 exons. Gene Ontology annotation, biological process: intracellular signal transduction; regulation of G protein-coupled receptor signaling pathway. The coding region runs from base 960 to 1496 and encodes 178 amino acids. Lineage: Eukaryota; Metazoa; Arthropoda; Merostomata; Xiphosura; Limulidae.